GAGCGCGCGGCGAGCACACGCGGGAAGGGCGGUCGGGUGGUCACGUGCCGACACUCGGCUGGCGCGCGGCGGUGUACGGUAUCGAGAGAUCGAACGACGACGCGAUGGCGUGCGAUGCGAGGGACGGCUCGCUUCGUUACCGUCAGAAAGGCACCAACGGCGUGCACCAGCCACCCUGGAACGGAGUCUUACAAGACGGCGGCAGCUACGUCACAACGCAAGCCAACGGCCAGCGGCAACCGCUAUCCAGGCACGAAAAGCGGCUGCUCGGCCAAACGUUCUACGCGUGCCUUCUGGCGUUCUACCUCGCAACGACGUUGCUGGUGCGCAGCCUGCAAGUGUCCCUGCCGAAUGCCGUCUCAUCGGACCCGGCCGACGAAGGACGCGUGUUUGUGGGUGCCAGGGCGAAGCAGCGACUCGCCAAACUCGUAGCCAUCGGCCAGCGCUCUGUCGGCAGCCUCGAGAACGAGGUGAUCGCCGUGGACUACCUCAUGCGCGAGCUGGGACAGCUCAGGGAGCGGGCGCGGCCCGCGCACAGGCUCGAGUUCGAGGUGCAAAAGCCCAACGGCUCCUUUUUUCUCGACUUCAUCGACGGCUUCACCUCGAGCUACCGCGGCAUCCAGAACGUGAUCGCGCGGCUCUCGCCCAGUGACCGUCCGGCGGCGGUCGAUCAGAGGCAUUCCUUGCUCGUCAACUGUCACUACGACACGGCGCCCGGCAGCCCAGGUGCCAGCGAUGAUUCCAUUGGCUGUGCCAUUAUGCUGGAAAUCCUUCAUGUCCUUUCGAGAAGGAGAGAACCGCUGCCCCAUCCCAUCAUUUUCCUGUUUAAUGGAGCGGAAGAAAAUAUCCUGCAGGGCUCACAUGGUUUUAUCACGCAACAUAAAUGGGCAAAGGAGGUGGCUGCUUUUGUGAACCUGGAAGCCUGUGGUGCAGGGGGCAAGGAAUUGCUCUUCCAAGCAAGCCCCAGUGACCCAUGGUUGGUAAAAGCAUAUGUUGAUGGUGCUACGAGACCUUUUGGAUCCAUCGUUGCAGAAGAAGUCUUUCAAAGUGGCCUUAUUCCUUCUGACACAGAUUUUCGUAUCUUCAGAGAUUUUGGAGGCAUACCAGGCCUUGAUUUUGCCUUUGCCGAAAAUGGCUAUGUGUACCACACAAAGUAUGACAACAUGGACUACAUCCCGGAUGGCUCAAUUCAGCAUGCAGGUGAGAACAUGCUGGGCCUCAUUCUUAAAAUCCUGGAGGCACGAGAACUCAGUGAGGGCAGCUCGCUAGGAGGCACUGGAGACACAGAUGUCAUUCGUGCUGUGUACUAUGACUUCCUCGGCAUAUUUAUGGUGACCUACUCGGUCUCUGUGAGCAGUAUCGUGGUCAAGCUCAUCAUUGUCAUCUCGCUUGUUUCCAUGGCUCUGCGGAUGAAGGCUUCUGCAACUGGGGGACGUGAGCUGCACCGGCAUGAGCUGGCCUUGCAAGUGUGGGGCCGGAUUCAGGCCCUCCUGGUGACGGUGUGCAGCUGGGGCCUCGGUCUCGUGGCUUGCAUACUCGUGGCCUUGACACUGACUGUCACCGGCAGCACUAUGUCGUGGUACAAACAGCCAAUCCUGGUUCUGGGGCUCUACUACAGCACCAUGAUUGCCACCCUCAUGGCUUGCCACUGGGUCCUCACUAUGCUACGUCGGAGGCACUUCAAGGCGUCUACCACGGGACUGAAAGUUCUGGGUGAAAGUGAGGAGUGUGAUGACUGGAACGUCCUCGAACGGUACCUGGAUGCCACUCAGUUGCUGUGGCUGACACUGGUGUUCUGGCUAUCAUCUAAGAACAUACUGAGUUAUUACAUCCCGAACCUUUGGGCCGUCUUCACAGGCACUGUUGUGUCCGUGCUUUCCCACUGGACAUUGGGCAUGGGCCGAAAAGGCAAUAAAAAGGUCCUGAUGGUGGCCAUUUUGGGUGCUGUGUUCUUUCCGUUGCUCCUUACUGUCUACCUGAGCUUUAACAUUCACAUGGGCAUUUUGCCCAUCAUGGGCCGCAAUGGCACCCUGGAGAACCCGGAGAUUGCAGUGGCCAUCAUGUCGGGUGUCCUCGCCAUUGCCUGCACUUCAUUUGUGGUGCCACUGACUCACGUGUCACGUGAUGGCUGGAAGCCCAUAGCCGUCCUCUCUGGGCUGGUUGUACUGACUAUGCUAAUCGCCAUGAGCCCAUUGGGGUUUCCGUUCUCUGCCACUUCGGGAGAUGUGGCGCCACAGCGAAUGCUGCUUUUUAAUGUGGAGCGAAAGUUUUACGACAGACACCAGAGUAUGGUUAAACAAGACGCAGGAGUGUGGGCUGUCCCACUUGACUUCAAUGGUCCACGCACUAUUCGGCAGCAUAUAGGAACAAGGCGCCAGAUAAAAAAAGUGGACUGCAAUGAGCACGUCUACUGUGGCAUGCCAUAUUACUUUCCAGUCAUCUCAAAGCUCAAGGAAACCUAUUUUGCUGACUUCCCGGGUCCCAUCUUCAACAAGGGCAGAACAUUUCGUCUCCUCUCUAGAAAUGUUACUAAAACCAAUACGAUAAGGCUCAGCUUCGAACUGACAGGUCCCAGCCAUAUGGGUCUAAUCGUGUCACCCUGGGAAGGUGUAAGCCUCACUCGCUGGUCCUUCACCUCUGGCACACCGUACAAAGGCAUCAAGUGGAAGAACAGGGACACCACAUUUGUCUACCUCUCUCAAGGAGUUGACAUGGGACCCUGGAGAUUCUGGAUUGAGCUGCAGCUACCCCAUGGCUACCCAACAAGCAAACCUAUUGUGGACAUUGCCUUCCACACGUACCACCUUCAGAAGUCUGAGCACAAGCAGCCAGCCUUUGUAAAGUUCCUCAACGAAUUGCCCGAAUGGAUUCAUGCCACUGCCUGGACAUCAAGUUCAGACUUCUAUGUCUUCUAAAGUCACUGCAUUUCACACAGUGGCCAAGUGUUGUGAGCAGUCAAUGAGAGCCUGGCAUGCCGCUGUUGUUUGUCAUUUUGGAGAUUCCAAAACAUGUGACCACCAGGAGGAAUGUUGUGCAUUGGCCGUCCUCAGGAUUUUGCACAGUGAGCACUUCUUGUGUGGAAGGUGCAACAGCUGCGCCGUUUGUUAGGCUAUCAGGCCACUACUAUGAACCUGAAGACAUUCUGCUACCGGUCGUUGUCUCGAUGAGAGCGCUGGCAGAUAGUGCCGCCUGUACAGAUAUUUUUGUUGUUUGUUCUAAGUAGGCCUCUGCUUGGCAAACACUACCUGCCGCAGUGGGCACAAAUGUGCAUAUAUAGAUAAACAUUACAGAGCGUCAUAUUAUUGCUACAAUCACUUUUGCAGUUGGCACUUUGCAGCAAUACGUAAGUGCUCCUAGUUUGUGGAGUAGUCAAGCAUAGCGCAUAUAUAACAGCCAUGAAAUAUGUGACUGCACAUAGAGAAGAACUAUCUUUUAUGACAGCAUCUUGUAAUUUAAAACGAAAAUGAAUGAAUGUGAAGUACUUCACUGCAGAACGUUUUAAUACUGCGAGCAACAAAUAUCUUUUAAGCAAAUGUUCCUGAUGCGGUAGCCAAAUAGCUCCACUCAUAACUCGUUUUUGAAGUUUACAAGGAGAGGCCUCUUAGAACGGUGUGUCACCAACAUUUAUUUUGUUAUGUUGUUUGUUAGUCAGGAUGUCGCAUAAAGCUUCGCAUUCUGUAGGUUGUCCUGUUUGGCUGAGCUGUUAUUAUGAGGGACCAUUCUGCAUUCUUCUAAAAAAUGCUUCAUGUUCCUUGCUUUUGAAACUGUGGGAUUAUUUUUUUGUUUGGCAUUGAACACCUUUUCUUUGAAGAAGAACUUGCCACAUCACAUUCACACUUCUUGCAAUACCUUUUUUUGCAGUUUGGUCGGCCAUGUAGAAGCACAUACUUAAGUUUGAACAAAGGUUGCCGAAGUUUGUGUGUACGUUCUCGAGGUUUGCACUGUUGUGGGGAAGUCUAGUGCAUUUAUCUGUGCAAGCAAUGCCAAACUAUGCACAGCUGUUGUGUACUAAGGAGCAGUGUUCUAGGAACACAUUGACGUGCAGGCACGUUUGUGAAACUGAUUGCCAAGACUGAACUUACACAGACCUGUGCGUGUGGCUUGUGUUGAGUGCGAGAUUGUAGGCAAGUAAUUUUUGAGACAAUUUGCCACUUAACUCAUGUAGCUGUAGAAUUAGAACGAAUGAAGAGCACCUAUUAGGUGCAAAUAGAACAGGUAAAGUUGAGAGAUGUCGUCGGAUUAGCAUGUGCACUGCCAUUAAGAUGAUUAACGUAAGCAGGUUUUUCCCUCCUCACAAACAGCCAUUCUUGGCAUUUGGUUGUGUGCGGUGCAGUAGAACUGUUACGAGGACGCACAGAGAAAGAGUGUGCAAGUUUUGUGUUGUGAACAGGAUGCGGUGCUUAAAACACAUCAAGCCUGUGAGCAUACCAUUGUCCAAGAUGAGUGUGCUAUGUUAAGGGUUAUCAUAGUCAUAUAGACAGCACCACACAUGUUAAUUUUUCUACGCUACAACAUGAGCAGACUGUUUCAAACUUUAUGGAGUUUCGCAGCAGUUCCUGGAACCAUUGAGUGAAUUAUAGCACAAUAUGUUUUCUCAGGAUGAUCUUACUGAACCUUAGCUUUUCUGAGCUUUAAUCUGCAUCAUGAUGGAAUAAGCUUCCUUGAGUAAAGAUUGCAUACCAAGCCUGCAUCAGGUUGACUAAAGGUAAAACAGCUUUUUGUAGUGAACUCAUCAGUUGCUUAGCUGAAAUUUGUACAAAUUAUGUUUAUAGAGACUUUUUCAUAUACCUCAAAAGCCAACAGUUUGUUAUUAAUCCCGGUGGAUAUGCUAGUCGAUGCUUGUGCAGUGCAUUAAAACCAAGCUGUUAGGUGCACAGGGUAGAAUCUAAAUUCACAACACAUAUAGCAUUAUGCCAUAUCACAAAUGUGUAUUUGCAGUUUGAUAAAACAACAUUUUAGGAAUAAUCAUUGAAAUUGUCAACUAUGGGUUGCGUUGGAUGAUUAGUUACAUUCCUUAGACGUGCUUGAAGACAAGAUGCUUCGCACAUUUUCUUUAGGAAUGUCUCGUCCUCCAAAAUAUGCAUGCUCCACAUCUGUUAGGUGUUAUACAAUUUUCAUCGUGCCUUCAAUAUAAGUUGGCAUAGAGCCAUGCUUGUUAUUAGCCACAUUUGACGCAUUCUAGUCCAUUAUGCAUGUGGUUUACGGAGAGUGUUUUUAAUCUUUUACGCCCUGGACUAUGCAACAUAUCAUUGUGCGCAAAAAAAUUUGGUUGUGUAAAGCUCUGCAUAAUCCAUGGCCUAGUCACACUAUCAUUCAUGAAAAGAAAGAGGGGGGUGGGGGUGGGGGGGGGGGGUUACAGGCUGCUUUGACUAUGGGUUUCUCGUCCAAAAGAAAUUGUUCAUCAUUCAUCAUGUGUCAUUCAGAAAAAAAAGACAUCAUCUCAAAGUUUGAUGUGCUAUUCUCGCGGACCAAUGUUGUUUAGAUGUUUAUUUACAGUUUACUGUAUUUAUGAAGUGCUGACAGGUGCCUACUGUCACAGACUGUGCACUUAAACUGCCCUGCACUAGAGCAUUCGUGAAGCAGGGAGACUGAGGCCUUUCUGCCACCACUACCACGUCCUUUUCGUUAACUUUUAAUCAUUUAGUGUCCCGUUUGCAAGCAUUCUAAGAUGUGUGUCGCUGGUACAAGCUAAGUAGCCCCCCCUUUGCCCUACCUUGCAAGCAAGGCAUCUAGACGCAAAACCUUGAAUGUCUGACAAUUUUCUUUCGAAAAAAUUUCCAGAAUAGCAAAGGUGGUUUGAUAUUGCAGGAUUUGAGUGUGCAUUCAUCCUUAAUGCUACGGACUUUCAAUAUUUCCUUUUCAUGGUCAGGCAACUUUUCCAUAAUAAAUGGAGUACUUAAAGUGUUCCAGAAAAGCAAUGUGAUAGUGCUGUCAUAUGGCUACAAUGGAGCGGUAGGUCAUGUAAGAACCAUAGUGUAUUUGGAUACAUAUAUAAAUUAGCACAUAAUGGCUGCUAUUACAGCCCAGAGCCACCUUUAUUUUUUCCAGGUGAGAUGACUGAAGAUGGUGCUCUGUGCAUCGCAUAUCUGCAAUAACAAAAUAUAGUUCUUUUUCUUCAAGGCUGACUUGCGAUCUACUUACUAAGCAGGGCAUUACUGCAAUUGUUUCACAUGACUUGUCCCAUUGAGCUCCACCCAUUCACCUUCUAUUGAUAUGAUCCCUCUGGCAGUUAGGUUUUGUCCCUUCUAUGCAGAAGUCUGCUGGAGUUUCUUGACCAGUGAAGAAGUAUUGGAAGACACACUGAUGAGGGCACACAAAAUAUGCGGCCAGCAUACCGAUAAUAAAACACUGCAUUUUAACUUGAUGUGCACACUAUGCUAGCCUAGUCAAUGACCUGAACAACGGGUAGUGUCGGCAGCAAGGUUGUCGUGGUUGUUAGGUAUUGUGCGUAAGUCAAAUCUGACGUGUUAAAUUACUUCAAGAAGCUAUGAAGUCUUCAGCACUUCAUAUUUCCAGAGGGCAGCUGCAUGCUGCCAAAAAUGUGAUUUCUUGCUUGCAUGUAUCUUAUUGGAAUUCUCAUUGGAACCAAACACCAAAUUGAAAAGCAAACACCUGGCCGUGUGAAGAGGCACAACAAAAACCUCCCUGCAAACGACAUGCUUCAGUGUCCAACAGGUUGUCUAGGAUGCAACAAAAACAACAAAAAAAGGAAGUCUGUGAUCUACUAAGAGAUAUAUUCAAGGAGUUGUGAUAGCGUUUUGUAUUGCUGUGCCUGUGACAUAGUUGCAACUGCGUUGUACAACGGCGUGUGCCUUCUUCGCCUCUGUGACAAUGCAGAGUCUGCUUGCUUAAACAUUUUAAGUACUAGCCCAGUGCUGUUCUUAGAGGGGCACUAAAGGCAGAAAUUAGGUCCAGCUACACUAGUAGUUCACGUAAUUCAUAAGACAUAACAGGUGGUCCAUUAGCGUGCCACUGAAUGUUGAUAUAGCUAGUGCAGUGCAAUAGAGCAACAUUGAGUGCCAAGGAAAAGGAAGCACAGUUAAAGGCAGCAAAGGAUUGGGUAGUGUGACGAUGUUAUCAAGUCAUGAAAAAUGGCAUUAGCUGGAGUAUGUGGGGUAAGCCUGAGCUUCCUGGAACAGGCCUUUGUUCAGCUACUAUGGACUUCCAAAACACUGGUGGUGAUGAUGAGAAUGAUUGCAUCAUAAAACAAAAUACACCAGUGUGGCUAAGAGCAGCUUCGAAAAUAAACUUGAGGCUCUGGACAAGUGGCACCAGAGUCCUGUUAAGCACAAGACCAGCUUUCGCUGAUGCAUCAACCCCUGGGCAACUACCGACAUUGACUGCUUACCUAGGCAGAUUAGAUGGAAUAUGAAUGUGCAAGAAAAUAAGCAGCUUAGUCGUUUUGCUGAAAAACUCUCAGAUUACGACCUUUCUGCGCUGCCCUGUAUCUUGACAAUUGUGUGUGCAAAGCGUGGCCCUGGAGAUCUUCAACGCCACAUAGCGCUUGUGUGCUGCAAUUUAAUUGCAGCCAUGAACGAGGCGCAUUGUCUUUUUGCCAGCAACUCAAAUUCAUGGAGAAACAUUCUGCUUUCUUCAACCAUACUUUUCCCUUCAGCUAAGUUUUCUUUUGGCUCAGAAUGCACACACACACACAAAAAAAUUAUGCAGUGUAGUUUGUAGUCAUUAUUUGACCUAAUUUUUGCCUUUAGUAUCCUUUUAGGUUCUGUAGAAGCCUGUAAAAUGUGUUUUACCUUUACUUAAACUGGCUGCACUAAUGCAUAAUAUUGCUGCUCGUAAAAGUCGAAGUAACUGCAUCAUUGUUCUGCUGUGGCUUGGUCACAAGGCCACAGCAGAUUUAAAGGGGAAAAAAAAUGUGCUACACCUGCGUAGUGCCCAAUGUAGCCAGUUUGUGUCAAGCUGGUUGAACUUAACUUGCCAGGUGAUGUCUGCUGUGUUUUUAGACUGGCUACGAGAGCAGUGAAGCUGUUGAGGAAUAAAGGCUUUUUUUCUUUCUGGGA
This is a messenger RNA of Rhipicephalus sanguineus (brown dog tick), 8018 nucleotides long. RefSeq names its product endoplasmic reticulum metallopeptidase 1. Gene Ontology annotation, molecular function: metalloexopeptidase activity. NCBI's taxonomy places the organism in Eukaryota, Metazoa, Arthropoda, Arachnida, Ixodida, Ixodidae. Gene Ontology annotation, biological process: proteolysis. Bases 105 to 2915 code for a protein of 936 amino acids. The transcript is spliced from 14 exons. The record is from RefSeq and is a predicted model, not a curated record.